Culex pipiens pallens (northern house mosquito) is the source of this 5711-nucleotide messenger RNA. Its product is annotated as snake venom 5'-nucleotidase. The transcript has 7 exons. Gene Ontology annotation, molecular function: hydrolase activity. Bases 79 to 2196 code for a protein of 705 amino acids. The record is from RefSeq and is a predicted model, not a curated record. Gene Ontology annotation, biological process: nucleotide catabolic process. Lineage: Eukaryota; Metazoa; Arthropoda; Insecta; Diptera; Culicidae.
UACUUUCAUCCAGCUUCUCAUCGGGCCGGAAAAAAAAAUCAUAAAGAAAAACAAUACAGGUGCUGAAGUACGGAACGGAUGGCCGGCUUUGCGUCCCAGGCGGCCCUGCGGUCCCGGUGGGGCGACCUCGUGGACAGUGGUUCCGCCAGCAUCGAAACGUCCGAGGUGUCCCAGGGGCUUAAGAAUGUCGUCGGAUGGCUCAAACAGGCCUCGGUGGAAGUGCGCGAAGCCGGCAAACGUGCCGUGACACAGCUGCAGACGAGCACACCGAACCUGCUGCACCUGACAACGACCAACACCACCGGAAGUACGCUGUUCCGAACGGGCCAGGACGAGCACCGCGGCGACACAAUGACGGCGAGCGGCCACGACAAGCUGACCAUUCUGCACUACAACGACGUGUACAACAUCGAUGCGACGUGCAAGCAGGAACCGAUCGGCGGGGCGGCCCGGUUCGUCACCGCCGUCAAGUCGUACGACCACCUGAACCCGCUGGUGCUGUUCAGCGGGGACGCGUUCUCGCCGAGCAUGCUUAGCACCUUCACGAGAGGAGAACAGAUGGUGCCGGUGCUGAAUGCCGUCGGAACGCACUGUGCCGUGUUUGGUAAUCACGACUUUGAUCACGGCCUGGACGUCCUGGCGGAGUGGGUCGAAAAGACGACCUUCCCGUGGCUGAUGUCGAACGUGGUGGACAACGAGACGGGACGGCCGCUGGGCGGAGGUAAAAUCACCCACAUCCUGCACCACAACGACGUCAAGGUGGGCCUGAUCGGGCUGGUCGAGAAGGAAUGGCUGGACACGCUGCCCACGAUCGACCCGAACGAGGUCACGUACAUCGACUUCAUCAAGGCCGGCAACCAGCUGGCGGACGAACUGCACAACCAGGGCUGUGACAUAAUUAUCGCACUGACGCACAUGCGGACUCCCAACGACAUCGAACUGGCCAAGCACAGCGGGCACAUUGAUCUGAUCCUGGGCGGGCACGAUCACGUAUUCGAAAUCCUCAACAUCGAGGACACGCACGUGAUCAAGUCCGGCACGGAUUUCCGACAGUUUUCGCGAAUCGGAGUCAACACCGAACGGAACGAACAGGGCAAGAUCGGCAUCGUGGUCGAGAAGGUCGACGUGAGUUCAACAAAGUACAACGAAGAUCCAGCACUGAAAGAAGACUUGAAGAAGUACUCCGAAACAAUCGAAUCCAAAAUGGACGAAGUGUUGGGAACGUUUUCGGUGGAGCUCGAGGGACGAUUCGCGUCAAUUCGAACUUCGGAAACGAACCUCGGAAACUGGAUCUGUGAUGUGGCGUUGGCGGCCACCGGUGCCGACGCGGUCAUGAUCAACUCCGGAACCUUCCGAUCCGAUCAAAUCCACCAAGCAGGCCCCUUCACGAUGCGUGACUUGGUCAACAUCAUCCCCAUGCAGGACCCACUGAUAGUGCUCGAAGUAACCGGCAAAAUCCUGCACGAAGCCCUCGAAAACUCCGUGUCAACCUACCCCAAACUAGAAGGUCGCUUCCCCCAGAUCGCCGGAAUGUCAUUCGCGUUCGAUCCCACCCAACCCCCAGGGCGCAGAGUCGAAGCCCGCCUCGUCCGCAUCGGCGACGAAUGGCUCAACCUGGAACAGAUCUACACGCUGUGCAUCAAGAGCUACAUCUACGGCGGUUGCGACGGCUACACCAUGUUCAAGGGCUGCAAAGUCCUAAUGGACGACGACGCCGCGCCAGAACUCGGACUCGCCAUCCAGAACCACUUCAAGGCGAUCGACGUGCGCAUGGGCAAGACGCACCACACCAAACAUCGACAGUCGCUGGUGACGCUGUCCCGGCGGCACAGCAUGAUCCAGAUGCUGGAGAACCUGGAGCUGGACGGGCCGACGCCGAUCCGGCGGAAGUCGUACGUGAGUCAGCCCAAGCACGCCAGCAUGGAGCAUGUGAACCGGGGAAAGCUGAUGAGACGGGCCUCGUUGGACGAUCUGGAGCAGAACAGCUGUCAACUGGCGCCGACGAUACAGCACCGGAUAAUUGUCGUGCAGAACCAGGAUCACAUGCACGAGAUGAUCCUGCGGCGGGAAACGAUCGAGGCGAACUCGGUCAUCAAGGAAACGGACGAGCUGACGCCCAGUGUUAGCAUGAACGGAUUCUACGAGUACAGCGGAGAGGAAGCCCCCGCCGAAAAGGUGCAGUUUUACAUGGAUUGAUGUGGCCUCCGGAAGGCACCGGGAGGGCUGGACCAACGGGAUAUUAACACUUUUCCUAAGAAAAAAAAUAAACAAGAUUUAAACAUUUGAAGGCAAUUUCGUGCAAAAACUAGUUUUAAUUUCCAAGAAGCUCUUAAAAAACUAUUUCUAAGUUAGUUUCACCAAAAUUUCAUUUAAACCAAAACUUUUUUAGAUUUGAGAUUUGGAAGAUUGUAUUUCCUUUCUGGAUGAAAUUUACCAAGACUCGAGUAGAAUUCACUCGAAAGCGGUUUAAAAAAAACCAAAAACGGUGUGAAAAUUAUAACUCUUAGACUCCUCGACAAAAGAAGAUUCACUGAGCACUCACUGAGAGAGAAUUCCAAAAGAGAGAGUGAGAGAGAGAGAGAGAGAAAGUGAGACUUGGUCUCUUCUCUCUCAUGCGAAAAAAAAAACGAUAAAUUGGUAGCUCAAUAAAAUAUAUCAAUUUCAAGAUGCUUGAGAGGCAUCUCGAUCUAAAUAAUACUUUUACAGCUUAAAUGUCAGACGCUGCUAAAUUUAAAAGGUUAAACGGUGUUACGAUUAGGAUUUUCCAUAAAAAAUAGUACACUUUCGCUUCGCUCGGAGCGGAUCGCAUACUGGAUAUCGUCAUGUUUAUGCGAUGAUUAUCAAAAUCUAUGUUGCCUACGAAUUGAUAAUUGGGAGUACAACAAAUUCCACUUAAAUUUGAUUCACAAUACUAUGACUGCCGAGCAGCACUCCCAUCUGGGGGAUUUGGAAGAUGGGAAUUAGUGAUGCUUUACUUUAUUUAGAGGAUAAGGGAAAAUCUCCACUCCCGUUUUUGUACUUCUUUUAUUAUUUUAAAGACUCGAUUUUGAAAAAAAAAUUGUUUCAAAUUUUGCGGAAAAAAUGUCUUUUUCGAGUUUUAAAAAUAGUUACCAUCCUCGACCAUCCCUGAAAAAAAAUCCAAUGGGAAAAAAAGAACUGCUGAGAAAUUGCCUUUCAAAGAAUGAAAAUUAAGAGAAAAAAAAUUCUAAAUGUUACACAAUCAGUCCUCAUCCUCAAGUUAAUAAUAUAUUGGAAACCAUUGAUCCGAUUUUCAAUUUAAAAAAUGAAACCAAUGUGGAAUUUUCUUAUCUCCAGUUCUAAUUCAAUUUUAAAUGUUAAAAAAGAAAAAUGUUGUGAAUUUUCUAAGCGUUUAAAAAAAAUCACAAAAGUACUUUUUGAUUGCAAAAUCAAUUUUACACCCCAAAAAUGUUUUUGGAAAUUUUUCUUAGUUUUUUAAACAUCUUUUUAUAUUUGGUCAAAAGUUCGUAACGUUCGAAACGUUCGUAAAUUAAAAAAAAUAAUGGAGUUUAUACAACAACAAUAUUUCUGCGCAAGCUCAACUCGAGGGGAACCAUGGACUUUGGGGUCCCCAGAAACACGUGCACUUUGAAUUUUUCAAAAAUAUUUAGACAGUUCGGUUUUUUAGAUUUUUAGAAUUUAGAUUUAGUUCGGUUCGUAUUAUGUAUGGGACAAACUUCAAAUGCGUUUUUCUCAGCUUGCUGUUUUUGCAUAUGGGACAUUUAUGCGAACAUGGGCAGUGUAGUAAGUUUCAAAAUAUUACUACUUAAAUCUCAAAAUAUCGUGUUUUUUUCGAAAAUACUCAAAUUUUCAAAAUUAAAAUAUGGGUACUAAACGAAUCCAAAUUUUGAAUGCUUUAAAAAUUCAUUCAAUUUUUGUCUAUAUGCUUCAUAAAAAAAAUGAUUUCUUUGAUACCCAGAUUGUAAAUUAUGAAAAUUUAAGUAUUUUCAAAAAAAAACAUAUUUUUGAAUACUUUUCAGAAAACACGGUGUUUUGUGAACAAUUGUCAGUAUACAUACUUUUAAUUUGACUACAUUUUCAAAAAAUAUAUUCUUAGUGAAAGCAUUGAAAAUAUAACAUAAUAUAGUUGAAUUAAGUCGAUUUUAAAUAGAUUUUAAAAAUUAGUCAUCGUCCUUAGAAUACCGCCGAUAGAAUCAUCGAAAUAACGAUAGAACUACCGUUAACGUUAUCGAGUUUCGAUAAUUUUAUCGUUAACAACCUUGUUUUCAUACACAGACAAAAAAUGAUGGUUAUAUUCAUCAGGGAAUGGUGACAGAUUUUGUGUUAAAAAGGUGUAAUAUUACAUCAGGAAUUGACUAAUUUUCAUGAAUGAUUCUGAUUAAUCUUCAACAGGUUCAUAUUUUUUUUAAUUUAAAAAAUUCAACCUUCCAAAAUUAAAGUAAAAUUUGAAAGUGAAAUAUGAAUUUUGAUUUAAUUUAAUUGCUGAUGAAAUUUGCGUGAAAUAAACUUCAAAUGAGUAAUUUUCUGUAAAUUUUGUGUAAUAAUGGUAAUUUUGUGCCUAAAUAAUUUUUUUUUCAAAUAUUUUUUCCAAAUUGAAGUCAAAAUUACCCAAAAUUUGACAUUUAAAAUCAAUUUCGCACAUACAAAAGGACUACGUCUUAGCUCGCAGGGCUAUCAGGCCUACAUAUUUAUGCAUGUAAUAUUACAUAACAUUACAGGCAUUUUACACGCAAUUGAAUUGCAUUUUUUUGCUAUGUAGGUUCGUUUUGGGUCAAAUCCGAGUUAUUUUGGAUGACCAUCACUUAUAUUUUAAUCAAAAUCAAACUUUGUUUGGAAUGAACUCGAUACACGUUUUCAAUGUUUUAAUUUGUUUUGAAUAAAUUUAGUAUUUUUUUUUUUUUUUGAUUCAGUCGUAAAUUUUGUCUAAUUAAAAUCUGUUUGAUAUUGGAUCCAAUUCAAUCAAAUUUGAACGUUUUUUGUGAUUUAAAAAACAUUUUAGUUGAGUUCAGUUAAUGUAAGAGCGACUACGUUCAUAAUACAGUUUUGCAUGAAAUUGCCCUACUUGUACGUUGUAAAUAACACUCCUCCAGUGGAAAAGUUUUCCGUUAGAUUUAGCUACCCCACAACGGAGCUUUUCUCUCUAACACACAGAAGCGGUGGCAGUUUAAUGUCAUUGUAUAACUUUUUUUACAUAAUAAUUAUUCGCUAAAGAGUCUAUUUAUCGUUGUGUACUAGUUUUAAUUAAUCUGUUUUCAAACUCAACCAUAUUUAUAUUUAUUCUAAAGAGAAAAUAAAACAAAGAAGAAGCAAAACAAACACUCUUAACUACACACUACCAACCCUAACGUAAUUGUUGUGAAACUGGAUCCGUUAAAGUAUAUAUACAAAUAUAAAUAGUCGCAAUAGUCUAACAACUAAAACAUCAACAUGAAAUACUCUCACACUCCUAGAGCGACCAGCAGCAGAGCGCGCGCACGAGAGCAGAGAUCUGUAAACUCAGUAGUUAUGUGUAUUUAAAUGAAGAAAAAAAAUGUGAACAGAAUAUUAGGAUGAAUCUAAUCGUUGUUAGUUUCCAAAUGCAAAGAUAAGAGAUAUUACCAUACAGGAAUGCCCUUUUCAACUGAAAAAAUGUUGUGAAACUAGCGAGAAACGAAUUGUAGAAUAGUGUCUCUAACGAAUGGCAGAGUGUGACGAAAAGUGCAGAGAGGGAAAUAAAUUUUAGCCAAACAAAA